Molecule: messenger RNA, 5354 nt
Organism: Anarrhichthys ocellatus (wolf-eel)
Lineage: Eukaryota; Metazoa; Chordata; Actinopteri; Perciformes; Anarhichadidae
Product: neurotrypsin-like
Exons: 14
Coding region: 245-3034 (929 amino acids)
Biological process (GO): proteolysis
Cellular component (GO): membrane
Molecular function (GO): serine-type endopeptidase activity
Source: RefSeq, a predicted model, not a curated record
ACCAGGAUUGGAUCGGUGUGUGUCUCUCUCUCUCUCUCUCUCUCUCUCUCUCUCUCUCUCUGUGUGUGUGUGUGAAGCGUUUAUAGUGCCGCACCCUGUCCUCUGUGCGUAAAACCUCCCACGUACACCAUCAUCACACACCGCGUUUCAUUCUUCCAGCAUCUCGGGACGAGCGGAGGAUAACGGUUCACCUCGCGGACAGGUUGGGCACAGAUAUGGGAGCGGAGCGGCGGCUUUUCUGCCUAUGACACGGACGCACCGGGAGGGAAGGAUGGCUCUAUCCAGCCGGGAAAUGUUGUGCUUGAUCGGAACCGCCUGCCUCUGGCUGCCGUUGUUGGCGGAGGUGGUGGCUGAGGACAGUUACUUAAACGAGGUGCAGAACUCAGUGCCUCUGUCCUGCUCUGAGGGAUUCACAGAGUUGGGAUACUACAACGGCACCGUGUCUCAGACGGACUCUGGCGCCCCCUGUCUGAAGUGGACCGAGUUUCCAGACUACGUCAUGCAGUACCCGGGCCGAGGGCUGGGUGACCACAGCUACUGCAGGAACCCAGACCGGGAGUCCAACCCCUGGUGUUUCUUCAGACAGAACUCUGGAGCCAUCGGAUGGGCCUACUGCGACUGCCACCAGGGCGCAGCGCGUCUGGUGGGCAGCUCGACCUCUGGCAGCGGGCGUGUUGAGGUGUAUCUGAACGGCCAGUGGGGGGCGGUGUGUGACUCCCACUGGUCCGACAGAGACGCCAGUGUGAUCUGUAGGCAGCUGGGCCUCAGUGACAUCGGCGCGGCGCUGCAGCAGUCUCAGUUCGGCUCCGGCUCCGGCCUCUUCCACUACGAGCGCCUGGGUUGCCGCGGGGACGAGAACACCGUCAGUAAAUGCCAGAGCCGGACGUUCGUCACCGGCGACUGUAGCCACGGAAACGAGGCAGCGGUGGUGUGUGCGCCACCGGAAGGCAGCGGACCUCCGCUGCGAUUGGUCGGAGGCGAGGAAGACUUCGAAGGUCGAGUGGAGGUGUUUCACGCAGGAAGGUGGGGCUCCGUCUGUGACGACCAGUGGGACGACAGAGACGCUGAGGUGGUGUGCAGACAGCUGGGUUUCGGGGGUGUGGCGAAGGCCUGGUCGUGGGCUCACUUUGGUCAGGGGUCAGGCCCGAUCCUGUUGGAUGCUGUGAAGUGCACGGGAAACGAGCUCUUUCUGGAGCAGUGUCCCCAUGGAGACUGGGAGCAGCACAACUGUGACCACAUGGAGGAUGCUGGGGUCUCCUGCAGCCCUUAUACAGAUGGUGUGGUGCGUCUGGUUGGAGGAGACAGUCCCUGGGAGGGUCGGGUGGAAGUUCUCCACAACGGUGACUGGGGGACGGUGUGUGACGACCGCUGGACCCUGCAGCAUGCAGAGGUGGUCUGCAGACAGCUGGGCUACAGGGGUCACGCUGAGGUUGUAUCAGAUGGGAUGUUCGGCGAGGGCAUCGGUCUGAUCCUCCUGGACGACGUCCACUGUGAGGGAUCGGAGACCUCCCUGCUGGACUGUCCGCACGGGAUCUGGGGCCGCACCGACUGCUCACACAGUGAGGAUGUUGGUGUUCGCUGCAGGAGACAAUCCAGCCAAGAAACCAAUGAAGUGCCGGUUAUCGCACCUUCCACGGGUCCCCUGGUGCGUCUUGUGGGUGGCAGCAGCAGAAAGGAGGGUCGGGUCGAGGUGUAUCUCCAUGGUGACUGGGGAAGUAUUUGUGACUCGGGCUGGAACGACCUGAACGCAGCCGUGGUGUGCAGACAGCUUGGACACAGCGGUGGAGCGGUGGCAGCCGGAGGGUUCGGUCAGGGGAAAGGGCCCAUCCACCUGGACCAGGUGAGGUGCACAGGGAAGGAGGAGUUCCUGGGAGAGUGUCCGUGUCUCGGUCAGAGCGUCCGGGGCUGCAGACGCAGGGUGGACGCAGGAGUCAGGUGUGACGUCACGCCGUGGGAGUCAACGGUCCAGGCCAAGCCCCAAGAGCUGAGCUGUGGGCUGAGGAAGCUGGGGGAGGAGGAGGGCAAGAGGAGAAACCAGGGCGAGGAAAACAUGCUCAGCACCACGUGGCCGUGGCAGGUGUCAGUGUGGCUUCAGUCUCAAGAAGAGCAUGGCGGUCCUCUCUGUAGCGGCACUCUGAUCAGCCCCUGCUGGGCCCUGACGUCCGCCUACUGUGUCAGCAGGUUUGGCAGCGACCCGUCCAGGUACGUGGUGCGUGUCGGGGCUUCGGCGCAGACUCUCACCCCGGAGCAGGUGGUGGUUCACAGGAAGUUCAAGGGUCAGAGCGGCGGUCACGACCUGGCUCUGCUGAAGCUGCCCAGCACCAAGGGUCACUGUCUGACUUUUGACCCCGACACCAACGCAGCGUGCCUUCCCGGUGUGGACGCAGCAUCGGGAGGGACGACUCCAUCUUCUUGCAUUGUCAUGGUCACUGCUGGCUGGACAGGACCAGACUCAGUUCUUGCAUCCUGGGUCCCUCUGAUGUCCUCAUGGCAAUGUAAGAAGCGCUACGGCGACAGCUUCUCCAGCCACGGCACCCUGUGCGCUGGCAGCCCGCCAGACACCAGCCUCCUCCAUGACGACAGCUGUCAGGGCAACUCUGGAGGCGGGCUGGUGUGUCAGCGGGAGUCGGGUCGGUGGGUCCUCACCGGGGUCGUCGCCGGAGGCUACGGCUGCGACGGCCCCUCGUCUCCCGCGCUCUACACUCGAGUCAGCCGCUUCAGGAGCUGGAUCGAGGAAGUCACCAACGCACGAGCACAUCCGGAGGAACCGACCGCACACACGGACACGCAAGAAGAUCUGACACGUGUUGACAAUGACCUAACACACACACACAAGGAACACACACACGGCGAGGGCAAGGAUGAAUACUUCCACGUGCACGGCAAGCUCAAACACGCACACAAUCAGCAGGAAACAAACAAAAUCAAUGAUCUUAAACAGAAACACAGUCAUCAUUCACACACCAACCCGCACGUUAACACACAUGCCCAUCACGUAGGGGAUGCCGACACAAACACACAAGUUCUGGUCUGAUUGAGGCCGUGCCAUUGGCUUACCAUCUGUGCCAUGUGACCCCCUGAGGAGGAGGAAAAGAGGGUUUAAAGGAAGACAAAAGUCAACUUUAAAAGAAAAGAAAGAUGCUUCUAACUUAGGUCAGCACAAACGGCCGUCUCUGCUCAUUUCAAAAUCUGAACUCAGUGUUGUGUUUGCGGUUGCUAAUCGUCGGACGAGUACAGCGGCGUGGGCAGACCUUCCCGAAGCUGCCAGGGUGGCAGAGUGUGUGGGUGAGUUGUGGUGCUUUACAUGUGAGUUACAGCCUGUUGAGAAGACGAGCGGUGACUGAUGGGGUCGGCAACGUUUAGGUUGAGCCUGGCAUGCUGAUCGGGGGCCUUUCACCCAAUAUCUGAAUAUCAAAAAAAAAAAAAAAUCAGCAUGGCAUGUAUAUUAAGGAGAAUCGUGUUAAAAAAAAUAUUCCGGGGAUAUUUCUAAGAUGUUCACACAAGAAUCUAUGCUAAAAAUUCACCCAUUAAUGUGUGUCUUCUGUGUGUCUAAUAAUACAAAUCAUCAAACUAACCGCCAGAACAUCUAGAAUACAGGCUGGCUGAAUAUCAUCAUUGUCCCUCCAAUAUUAUUAACUUAGAUUAAACCCCAAACUCCUUCAUCAGACGUCACCAUUCAGAUGUUCCAACAGGGCUCGUCUCUUCAGGCUGUUGUCUUAUACGUUUACUGGUGAAAGUGCUGUUUAGACCUUUGAUUAAGCUAUUUUACUCAGGACCAUACCGGUUAUUCUUCAUGUUUUAGUGUAUUUAUUCCCAUUACUCAUGAUGUAUACGCUACUGCUGACUGUUUUUCAUCAAAAAGUUAAUUCAAUUUGUUAAAGUGCAGAACCUACAACCCUUAAACACAACCGGGCUUUCAAUCUAUAGUAUAAUGUGCAUUGUUUUCUUUACAAAAAGCUUUAACAUGUUUAUUAAUGGUUAAUAAAUUGUUUACCAUUAACUUAUAGAUCAGUUAUAAGUGUUUAAUAAGAGCAGCUUUUGAGUUGCCAGGCUUUUCAUUAACAUUCACUAACUUAUUCAAAACAGAUCUUUGUUAAUGACUUACUAACAUUAAUAAUGGCAGGAUUGAUAUUAAGAAGUAACACUCUGAAUAAUGACUCGCCAACCAGAUAAAACCAGCAAACCAAAAGCAAUAAUUUAUUAACCAUGAAUAAAGUCAUUACUUACAAUUUACAUAAUCCCUUUAUAAAGGUCUUAUUAGAAAGUGGCAGCGUUCAACACUUACAUUAAAGUCACAAUUAAAUCCACACAAGAGAGCAUAACGUUAUUAAACCCCCUUUAAAUUUUAUUAUUCUCAAAACUAUUCCCUGACUUUCCAGGAAACUGUUGGUUUCCAUUGAUUUCACACGACUCCUGAAACUUGAAUCUAUCACAAUAAAUGUUAAAUCAGCAUUUAUUUUCUGUCAAAGUCACGUUAUUGUUGAGAGCCUUCUUUCUCAGAUCAAUUAACCUGCGUUACCUCACAACAAUGAUGGAGAAAAACAUCCUGCUGACGUGAUGAAUUACACAACUCAAGAGUCUGAUAAUUGAUUUCUAUUCCAGAGUUUGCCUGGAAAAAUACUGAAACAGGAAAAUAUGAUUUCAUCAGCAGUUAUGUUAAGUGUAUAUCAUUUGUAAAGGGCCUAAAACAUCGGUAUGGUCCUUCUAAACUGUACAGAAUAACUCCUUUUCAAAGCCAUUGGAAGCCGACCGUCGGGUGGUAACAUAUCUUUUUGUACUGAUUCCAGCAGCUGGCUCUAGAUAGACGGACAGAUGAAUAGACUACUGUUCCUGACAUUAGAUAGUGUGUGUUGCUGCAUUCAUUCUUGACUGACUUAGAUAGCCCAAACUCCUGAAGUUAAAUGUUGUCUGUUCUGUUGUAUUCUAAGCAGAUGUGCGAUCUAACCAGAAGAUGGCGACAUUGUUCUAUUUUCACAGGGCUCGUUGGAUAACACGGCCCUGAUGGUUCUUUUUAUACUGUUGCUAUAUGUGUGUACGGACUUGACUUGUGCUUUUAUGUGCUGUGAACCAUUGUGUCGUGACGCAUCUCUGUAACCUGCGACUGCUGUUUCUCCAAUAAGGACCUGUCCUGUAAUCCUGUACAUUAACUCAAAUCCUUUCACGACUCCUUCCUUCCUGAGAAUCGGUGUUGUAUCAUGCAGAUCCUGUAGGUUAAUGUAAAUACUGUACGUUUGUGGCUGGACGAUGAGGGAGCAGUGUAAAGUGUGUACGGCCUACUUUACCAUGUGUUGAACUAGUCCCUUCGUGUAAUGUGCUGAAUCAUGAGUAUUAAACGAUAUACCUGGUGAGAACAA